Molecule: messenger RNA, 231 nt
Organism: Penicillium pulvis
Lineage: Eukaryota; Fungi; Ascomycota; Eurotiomycetes; Eurotiales; Aspergillaceae
Product: NADH:ubiquinone oxidoreductase subunit NDUFA3
Exons: 2
Coding region: 1-231 (76 amino acids)
Source: RefSeq, a predicted model, not a curated record
AUGUCUUCCCCUCAAUUCUGGUCAACUCCCCUCCGCUACGUCCGCUGGGCCGCUCACGAGAAGCCUGCCAUUUUCUUCUCCCUGAUCAUUGGCUCCAUGGGCCCGGUCGCGCUGGUUACCCUGCCCCCCAUCCGUCGGGCUCUCGGCGACGUUGACCCCGAGCCUAUUCCCCUCACAUAUCCUCUCCCGAAGGGCCCGCGGUCAGUUCCUCAGGGCUUCGAUGACGAGUAA